This is a messenger RNA of Carassius carassius (crucian carp), 1739 nucleotides long. RefSeq lists its product as uncharacterized. The coding region runs from base 62 to 1240 and encodes 392 amino acids. Lineage: Eukaryota; Metazoa; Chordata; Actinopteri; Cypriniformes; Cyprinidae. The transcript is spliced from 7 exons. The record is from RefSeq and is a predicted model, not a curated record.
GAGAGCUUCAGAAGAACUGAAUCUACUAACAACAGAGAAGAUCACUGAAGAAGAGAGAAGAAUGAAGAUCAUCUGGACUUUCACUCUGCUGAUGAUUCCUGGUGUGUUGAGCUCCAUCAGUGUGACAGGAUAUUCAGGAGGAGGAGUCAGCAUCACAUGCAGAUAUGAUAGAGGAUAUACAGACAAUAACAAGUAUUUUUGUAGAGGACAGAAUCCAGGAUGCAAAGACCUCAUCAAGACGGAUAUUAAAGAUAAAUUGGUUGAUUCUGAAAGAUUUUCUCUGUAUGAUGACACAAGAGCAGCAGUUUUCACUGUGACCAUCAGAGAUCUGAGAGAACAGGAUUCUGGGACGUACCAGUGUGCAGUUGAUAAAUCUUGGACUGAUUCCUACACUGAAGUGAAGCUGAAUGUUGUAACAGCAGCUGAUUGUUGUCAGAAGAGCAUCAGUCUCUCCGCUGCUGCAGGAGCAUCUGUGAACAUCAGCUGCAGAUACCCACAAUCCCACAGGGCUGAUGUGAAGUUUGUCUGCAGGAGAUCUGGAUCUGAUCUCUGUGCUGAAGAGACGUCUGUGAAGGAGAGCAGAAGAUGGAGCGCUGAGGGACAGAUGCAGCUGUAUGAUGACAGAGAGCAGCAGCUCCUGACGGGAAUCAUCAGUCAUGUGACUCAACAACAUUCAGCUGAAUACUGGUGUGGAGUUCAGUCUGAUGGAGGACACAAGAGCUUCAUCACACGAGUCCUCAUCAGCGUUACUGAUGGCUCUCCACUGGUCUCAUCUGUGUCUCCUAUAACAGGCUCUUCUCUGAUCAUCAGUGUGUCUGUGCUUCUGCUUCUGAUAGUGACCGUGACUCUCUGGAGGAGACGUCAGUCGCACAACACUCAUUCCUCAUUCAAAAGAUCUCAAAGUACACCAGCAAACAUUGAUGCGGCUGCCCAUUAUCGUUGUGAUUACGAGGAGACUGAAGAUAGUCACAGACAAUUACCCACAAACCCCUCUGGUUCUACUAAUGCAAUCUAUUCUGAUCCAGAAUUACCCACAAACCCCUCUGAUUCUACUAAUGCAAUCUAUGCUAAUCCAGAAUUACCCACAAACCCCUCUGGUUCUACUAAUGCAAUCUAUUCUGAUCCAGAAUUACCCACAAACCCCUCUGAUUCUACUAAUGCAAUCUAUGCUACUCCACAAUUACCCAUAAACCCUUCUGAUUCUACUAAUACAAUCUAUGCUAAUCCAGAAUUGCCAUAAACCCCUCUGAUUCGUCCAACAUCGUUCACACAUUAACAUUGCAGAAGUCCACGUCUUUCAGUCAUUAUCAUCUACUGAGGGUCUGAAUGACACAGACAGUCCUAAUGAUGUUCCUGUAACAAUUAUCUGUCUUUACAUUAAUGUCUGUCAUUGCAUGCAGCUAUGAGCCAGUGAAUACAGUAAAUAUAUGUUAGCGAUCUGCUGUUUUUAGUUUAUUUGCUCGGUAAACACAACCAUUGCACCUACUGAAGGGAUUUAUGUCAUUUUCUCAAUGUUUAAAACAUGGCAUGUAUUUGUGAACAAAAUAAAAGAUGACUGUUCUUUACAACAAUACAGCAUUAUUGUUUUAGCAUCAAAGCACAUCAGUAACUAAUGCUCUUGUUCUUACAAACUCAGCAGCAGCAGCAGCUCAGGUCUGUCCACAUAAACUGCAUCAUGAUUUGGUUUAUGUUUCAGUUAAACAGCUCCUGAAGGUCAGUUAUUCUGCAUUAUGUUUUAU